UCGGCUCCGGCGCGGCGGCGACGGCGGCGGCGCUUCCGCCUGGCCGGCCUCGGCCCGGUGCGAGCGGUCCCACGAUGUGGUUGGGCCCGGAGGAGGUGCUGGUGGCCAACGCGCUUUGGGUGACGGAGCGGGCCAACCCCUUCUUCGUGCUGCAGCGGCGCCGCGGCCACGGCAAGGGCGGCGGCCUCACGGGUCUUCUUGUGGGCACCCUGGACGUGGUGUUGGACUCCAGUGCCCGCGUGGCCCCUUAUCGAAUCCUGCACCAGACCCAGGACUCCCAGGUCUACUGGACAGUGGCAUGUGGUUCUUCCCGCAAAGAGAUCACAAAGCACUGGGAAUGGCUGGAAAAUAACUUACUCCAGACGCUGUCCAUCUUUGACAAUGAGGAAGAUAUCACCACCUUCGUCAAGGGCAAGAUACACGGCAUCAUCGCAGAAGAGAACAAGAACCUGCAGCCCCAGGGAGAUGAGGACCCCGGAAAGUUCAAGGAGGCCGAGCUGAAGAUGCGGAAACAGUUCGGGAUGCCGGAGGGGGAGAAGUUGGUCAACUACUACUCCUGCAGCUACUGGAAAGGUCGCGUGCCCCGGCAGGGCUGGCUCUACCUGACCGUCAACCACCUGUGCUUCUACUCGUUCCUGCUGGGGAAGGAAGUGAGCCUGGUGGUGCAAUGGGUAGACGUCACAAGGCUGGAGAAGAAUGCCACACUGCUCUUCCCCGAGAGCAUCCGUGUGGACACCCGGGACCAGGAGCUCUUCUUUUCCAUGUUCCUGAACAUCGGUGAGACCUUCAAGCUCAUGGAGCAGCUGGCCAACCUGGCCAUGCGGCAGCUGCUGGACAGUGAGGGCUUCCUGGAGGACAAGGCACUGCCCCGGCCUUCCCGGCCACACAGGAACAUCUCGGCUCUGAAGCGAGACCUGGAUGCCCGAGCCAAGAACGAGUGCUACCGGGCCACGUUCCGGCUGCCCAGGGAUGAGCGCCUGGAUGGCCACACAGGCUGUACGCUGUGGACCCCGUUCAACAAACUGCACAUCCCUGGCCAGAUGUUCAUCUCCAGCAACUACAUCUGCUUUGCCAGCAAAGAGGAGGACGCAUGCCACCUCAUCAUACCCCUCCGGGAGGUGACUAUUGUUGAAAAAGCUGACAGCUCCAGUGUCCUGCCCAGUCCUCUGUCCAUUAGCACCAAGAGCAAAAUGACCUUCUUGUUCGCCAACCUGAAAGACCGUGAUUUUUUAGUUCAGAGGAUCUCUGACUUCCUCCAGAAGAUGCCAUCCAAGCAGCCGGGCGGCAGUGGAGUGGGAAGAAAAGCCAGCACCAUGGAGCCGGCCCCAGAGCCUUGCCCAGCUCCUACAGAGGCGUCAGAUCAGCUCACCAGCCCCUCCACACCCCUUGGUGGCCGCCAAAGCUCCAGCGUGCAGGAUGCACCGACCUCUUCCCAGGGUCUGCUCAAACUCUUCCAGAGAAAUUCGCCCAUGGAGGACCUGGGGGCCAAGGGGGCUAAGGAGAAGAUGAAAGAGGAGUCGUGGAACAUUCACUUCUUUGAGUAUGGGCGCGGUAUGUGCAUGUACCGCACGGCCAGAACGCGGGAGCUAGUGCUGAAAGGCAUCCCCGAGAGCCUCCGGGGAGAGCUGUGGCUCCUCUUCUCUGGGGCCUGGAAUGAGAUGGUGACUCACCCUGGCUACUACGAGGAGCUGGUGGAGAAGUCCACAGGGAAGUACAGCCUGGCCACAGAGGAGAUUGAGCGAGAUCUCCACCGCUCCAUGCCUGAGCACCCCGCCUUCCAGAACGAGCUCGGGAUCGCUGCUCUCCGGCGGGUGCUGACUGCCUACGCUUUCCGAAACCCCACCAUCGGCUACUGUCAGGCCAUGAACAUCGUCACCUCAGUGCUCCUGCUCUAUGGCAGCGAGGAGGAGGCCUUCUGGCUGCUGGUGGCCCUCUGUGAGCGCAUGCUGCCCGACUACUACAACACCAGAGUGGUGGGGGCCCUGGUGGAUCAAGGCAUCUUUGAAGAGCUGACGAGAGACUUCCUGCCCCAGCUCUCCGAGAAGAUGCAGGACCUGGGGGUGAUUUCCAGCAUCUCACUCUCCUGGUUCCUGACCCUCUUCCUCAGCGUCAUGCCCUUCGAGAGCGCAGUGGUCAUUGUUGAUUGCUUCUUCUACGAGGGCAUCAAGGUGAUCCUGCAGGUGGCCUUGGCCAUCCUGGAUGCCAACAUGGAGCAGCUACUGGGCUGCAGCGACGAGGGCGAGGCCAUGACCGUCCUGGGCAGAUACCUGGAUAAUGUGGUUAAUAAGCAGAGUGUUUCUCCUCCUAUCCCACACCUCCACGCCCUGCUGACUAGUGGAGAUGACCCUCCCACAGAGGUGGACAUCUUCGACCUCCUGAAGGUGUCAUAUGAGAAAUUCAGCAGCCUGAGGGCCGACGACAUUGAACAGAUGCGGUUUAAGCAGAGGCUGAAAGUGAUCCAGUCCCUGGAGGAUACGGCCAAGAGGAGCGUGGUCCGAGCUAUACCUGGGGACAUUGGUUUCUCAAUUGAAGAGCUGGAGGACCUUUACAUGGUGUUUAAGGCCAAGCACCUGGCAAGUCAGUACUGGGGGAGCAGCCGCCCCACGGCUGUGCGUCGGGACCCCAGCCUGCCGUACCUGGAACAGUACCGUAUCGAUGCAGGCCAGUUCCGGGAACUCUUCGCCAGCCUGACACCCUGGGCCUGCGGCUCCCACACGCCUGUACUGGCGGGGCGCAUGUUCCGGCUCCUGGAUGAAAACAAGGACUCUCUGAUCAACUUCAAGGAGUUUGUGACAGGAAUGAGUGGGAUGUACCAUGGGGACAUGACCGAGAAGCUCAAGGCACUCUACAAGCUGCACCUGCCCCCAGCCCUGAGCCCAGAGGAGGCAGAGUCAGCCCUGGAAGCGACCCAUUACUUCACAGAGGACAGCUCCUCAGAAGAAGCACUACGGCAGGAAGAGCAAGAGGGAGGUGGAAAUGAGGACGUCCAAGACAAAAAAGGAGAAGAGAAGGGGAUCAGUCCUCCAGACUAUCGCCACUACCUUCGCAUGUGGGCCAAAGAGAAGGAGGUUCAGAAGGAGACGAUUAAGGAUCUUCCCAAGAUGAACCAGGAACAGUUCAUUGAGCUGUGCAAGACGCUUUAUAACAUGUUCAGUGAGGACCCCAUGGAGCAGGACUUGUACCAUGCCAUUGCCACGGUGGCGAGCCUCCUCCUCCGCAUCGGCGAGGUGGGGAAGAAGUUUUCUGUGCAGCCGGGCAGGAAGCCCCAGGACAGUGCACCCGAGGAGGAUGAGCUGCCCACCCCAGGCCCCCCGCAGGACCUGGCCCCAGAGCUUCAGCCUCCAGCUGCGGGUGACCCCCAGGCCAAAGCUGGGGGAGACACCCACCUUGGGAAAGCUUCCCAGGAGAGCCAAGUGGUGGGCGAAGGGGGCGGCGGCGAGGGGAGGGGCUCCCCCCCCCAGCUUCUGUCCGACGACGAAACCAAAGACGACAUGUCCAUGUCCUCCUACUCGGUGGUCAGCACAGGCUCCCUGCAGUGUGAGGACCUGGCCGACGACACGGUGCUGGUAGGCGGGGAGGCCCGAAGCCCCCCAGCCAUUGCCCGCUGUGGGGGCACCGUGGACACCGACUGGUGCAUUUCCUUCGAGCAGAUCUUAGCCUCCAUCCUGACGGAGUCUGUUCUGGUGAACUUCUUUGAGAAGAGGGUGGACAUUGGACUCAAGAUCAAGGACCAAAAGAAGGUGGAGAGACAGUUCAGCACCUCCAGUGACCUCGAACAGUCUGGACUUUCAGGCUGACGGGGACCUGGCUUGUCUCUCCUCCCCUCCUCCUCCUCCCUCCUGUUCUCUUUUCUCCUUAAGGACACACCCCUCCUGUUCUCCCCAGAUGCAGUGAGUUGUAAUCAAGGGGAAAACAAGGCUGAACAGCCACAGUUGGGCCCAGACAGAGGCUCCCAGCCCCUUCUUCCUGCCUGCCUGGUGGGACCCACCUUGGUCCCCAUGUAGUGUCAGAGGCUGUCCGUCCUGGCCUGCUCACCCAGAGCCUCUGUGCCCCAUGCUGUGGCCAGGCCACACCAUGCCCUCCACCCCUGGGGAGGGUGGGGGUUCCCAAAGCUGUGUAUUCGGUGGGGGGGGGGGGGGGGGGCUUUCCUGCCAUUUGGCACCAGGCAGGAGGUCACAUGUCUAUUGGGCAUCAAAGUGGUGGGAACUUCAAGGUACUCUCUAGGAGCUCCUGAGCCCGAGCCCCUGCUGAGGGACCCAGACAGAAAGUGUCUACCACACCAGGGCGAGUGCUGCACCGGCGUCACUCCGAAUGCUCUUUUAGCACGUCAGCCUCACCAUUAACCUUAAAAGCACAUCCCUCAGGUCCUGAUAUAUUUCCUUGUAUUCAUUUCAGUUGGCUGGAAAUCACACUGUGCUCAAUGCCUUAAUAAAUCCCUGAAAGAACUCAAUACCAUACUGUGUACAGAGCCUUCAUGUAGCCUCAGCUACUGCUUGGGCUCCUGGCUUCUCAGGCAGGUGAGGGGCCAGGCCGUGUUCCAGAGGCUCUGGGCACUUAGACCCCCACAGGGAUAGGGGUUCAAGGCUCCCAGGGAGAUUGGGGACACAGAAGGUGUCUGACCUGGGCCAACAGGGUAAGCCCCGAGCUUCGUAGGUAUAAGCAGCCUGAGUCCUGUGGGUGUAGGUGUGUGCACAGGCCUGGGCUGCAGCAAGCACUUGGGUUCAGGAAACUGUUGUGGGGCCACAGGUGACAGGCUGAGCCAUGAGCAUCUCCUAGCUUUGCAGCAAGAGCUGAUCAUCAGUGUCUAGCGUCUGCCCUCCCCUACACGGAACAGCUCUCCGUGGUUGUUUUGGUUUUUUGUAAUAGUUUUAUUGAGGCAUAAUUUGCAUACCAUAAAAUUCACUUGUUUUCAAGUUCUAGUUCGAUGAUUUUUAGUAAAUUUACAGAGUUGUGAACUAUCAUCACAAUGCAAUUUUAGAAUAUUUCCAUCAGCCCAAAAAGACCCCUCCUACCCACGUGCAGCCAAUCCCUGUUCCCACCCCCAGCUCCAAGCAACCACUAAUCUACUUCCUAUCUAUAGCUUUUAUGGCUGGUAUUUUAAAUAACAGUCUCUGUGAUUUUACCUUGUUCACAGCUGCCGGGUCACACAUCUCAAUAAAUGCAGCAAAACAUCAAGGAAAAUGAA
Messenger RNA from Prionailurus viverrinus (fishing cat), 5185 nucleotides. It is a transcript of the gene TBC1D9B, whose product is annotated as TBC1 domain family member 9B. The transcript is spliced from 21 exons. Bases 75 to 3797 code for a protein of 1240 amino acids. Gene Ontology annotation, molecular function: calcium ion binding. NCBI's taxonomy places the organism in Eukaryota, Metazoa, Chordata, Mammalia, Carnivora, Felidae. The record is from RefSeq and is a predicted model, not a curated record.